Betta splendens (Siamese fighting fish) is the source of this 2380-nucleotide messenger RNA. RefSeq names its product forkhead box D2 (gene foxd2). The coding region runs from base 446 to 1534 and encodes 362 amino acids. Gene Ontology annotation, molecular function: DNA-binding transcription factor activity, RNA polymerase II-specific; RNA polymerase II cis-regulatory region sequence-specific DNA binding. NCBI's taxonomy places the organism in Eukaryota, Metazoa, Chordata, Actinopteri, Anabantiformes, Osphronemidae. The record is from RefSeq and is a predicted model, not a curated record. Gene Ontology annotation, biological process: cell differentiation; anatomical structure morphogenesis; regulation of transcription by RNA polymerase II. The transcript has a single exon.
UAUCUACCCAAUCCCGUGCGCAAAAGAUAUUUUGGAGAGUGCACUUGGAAAAGCAGAAGCGUUUUUAAAUGACCUGAAGCGAAAAUUGUUCCCAGACAACGUCGUCGCAUCUGAAGAAACCAAGUGCACAUCGGUUUAAGAUCGAUGAUCCAAUCGGUCUUUUCAAAACCAGAAGUUUUCUGCUCGACGCGAAUCUCGCACGGCUCCGCUUGCGCAGCCUCGGACAGAAGCCGCCGAUUUCCACAGGUUGAACAGUUUUUCAUCCUCUGAAACAGUUCUAACCAUGUCUGCGUUCGCCAGUCGGACAUAAAUCUGCCGCCAAAGUCCGGUGUGGUUGCGAGGAGGAGAGGAAGAGUGUGCGCGCUCACGCUCACCAGCCUCGUCGGACCAGAGGAGGAGGAAACCUGGGAGAGAGGGGGAAGAGAAGCGUCCGUCGUCUCCAAGGAUGACUUUAGGGACGGAUAUGUCCGACAGCUCUGCUUUGUCCGAAGAUGUGGACAUCGACGUGGUUGGGGGAGACAUAUCCGUGGGAAAGGACGGAAAGUACAUCCACCACGAGUUCAACUUGGACAAUGACUCGGACGAUAAUUACUCCCAGAACGCGGCGGACAGGGUUUCCUCUCCCGGCCUCAGCAGCUCCGACUGCCCGUCAGACCAGAUGGGCUCCGGCGCAGAGGCCGGGACCGUGAUUGGGGACAAGCCCAGGAAAAGUGCACUUGUUAAGCCUCCCUAUUCCUACAUCGCCCUGAUCACGAUGGCCAUCCUGCAGAGCCCCAAGAAGCGCCUCACCCUCAGCGAGAUCUGCGAGUUCAUCAGCAACAGAUUUCCUUAUUACCGGGAGAAAUUCCCCGCGUGGCAAAAUUCCAUUCGCCACAAUCUUUCGCUCAAUGACUGCUUCGUGAAAAUUCCACGAGAGCCCGGAAACCCCGGAAAGGGCAACUACUGGACUCUCGACCCGGAUUCCGCUGACAUGUUCGACAACGGAAGCUUCUUGCGCAGGAGGAAGCGCUUCAAGAGGCACCAGAGCAACGAGAUCCUCAGGGACUCCGGUGGCUUCCUACCUGGCUUCGGAUACGGUCCCUACGGAUACAACUACGGACUUCAGCUGCAGAACUUCCACGCAGCCCACAACCCGUAUCACCCACACCACACAGGUGGCUCGUUUCCGUUCCCCAACGCCCCCUGCACCUUGCCCUCAUCAGCCUCCAUCUUCCCUGCGCCGCAUCCCCUGCCGUCGCUGUUGGGGACAGAUUUAAGAAAACCCUUUUAUCCCCAACUGAGCCCGUCUCUGCCGCCCCUCAAGACGGACUCCAGCACUUCCUCUCGGCCUUCGUUCUCCAUUGACAAUAUCAUCGGCGCCACAAACUCCACCGCUGCUUCCUACAGCGCGCAGCCGAGCAGCCAAGCUCAUAUCCUCGCCAUGUUGACCCCAGCACUUGCCUCGGCUUCAAGUCAUUUGAACCUAACACAGGACACCAUAUUACAGCCGGGGCCACAGAGCCAGACGUUCUCCAAAAACACUUGUACUUUCUAAAAAAAACAACAACACCACCAACAACAACAACAACACAAAGACGAAAAUGUGCGUCGAAAAACAUUAAUGCCAAUUGUGGCGUCAUCCUAUGUGAAGGUAGGCUGAACAUUCUUGCUGAAAUAAGAGUGUUUUGGCUCUCCAAGCUUCGUAACAAUGUAAGAGGAGAUAAAUGUUUAUUUAUGGUUUGUAAAUAUGUGUAAAAUAAUACAAUAGAAACAAGAGGGAGACUCGCGUGGAGAAGGAUCUUUUAAAACACCGCUGGCCUGGAAUCUGGCGAGUGGCCUUGACUUGUCAAUGGGAGAAGAACGAUCCUGUUAUUUUAACAUAAGUUAAAAUGGCCACCUGUGGCUACGUGGAUGUUUUUUCCGAUUUUCUAAAAGUAUAAUUGAGAAGUUUAUUAUGAUUUAUUCUGUUGUUUUUUUCUCAUUUGUGCGACGUAAGAAAAUGGCACUGUUGUUGACAUAGGCUGACAAGAGACGGCAAACUCAGGUUAUACUUAGAAAGCACACGGAGAUAAAGGAGGGACUCUGACACAAAAAUGCCCAUCGCCCACCACGUCACAUCUCCGCUAGCCUAAACGGUAAAUGUGUGACAGUAUCAUGUUAUGUUGUCGUUGGACAAGUAGGCUGUGUGGUUUUGGUCUAAAAAGAGCGCAUUACCUCUCUCAACGUUUUCAUUGUUGUUCGUUCCUAUUUCACAAUUUAUUCUGUGAAACAUACAGUAUGUCAUGUGUUGCCAAUAGACAAAAAACACCCAAAUGUUCAUAGGUCAUUUUUUUGUUGUAAUGAGAAGAAUAAUAAAUGUUUGUGAAUUAAAAAAAAAAUAUCGUUAUUAUUCAUGCUCCUC